AUGAGUUUCUAUGCUAUGCCUUUCCUCAUCUUCAACCUUGGAGGUGAGAUGAUGUAUAUUUUGAAUCAGAGAUUGGAGGCUCAGAAGAUUGCACCAGAGAAGAGUAAGAAGGUACUACAGGAUGUGGUGAAACACAUGUUUGAUGAGAAAUUUGUUGGAGAGUUGGCCAAGCCUCAAAAGAUUUAUUCGGAUGCUUCGAUUAGGGAGAUUUUUGAUAAGUUGGCACACUCAUCCAUCAUGAGGCUUUCAACGAGUAGUAUGAGCAAGCUCUAUGACCUGAUGAUCAUGGGAAUCAAGUAUUCAUUCCUUUCAUGCUCUCAUCCUCACGAGAUGCUUCAAUUUACUCUAAAUCACCUCGAUGAAAUUGAGAAUAUCAUUGGAAAGCAUGACAGUGAUCAGACGGCCCAAGAGGCAAAAAAGUGUGUUCAAAAGGCUAUGAAUGAGGUGAUUGAGAUUUCCAAAAAGAUGAAUAUCCAUGAUUUUAUGAAAUGUAGAUUUACUAUUUGCAAUUUCUUAAAGGAUCGGAACAUUAAAGUUUCGAUAUUCCUUUCGAACAAAAUUCAAUACCGAAGCACAGGAUUUUUCAAAAUCCCUAACAACAAGCAAUAUCCAGUGGGGUUCGACAAGCCGGGAACAUGUAGAUAUUUCGACAAUGAAGGGAAUCUUAAAGAUACAUCUCUUCUUCAAAAUCAUCCAAUGAAAGAAUAUGCUCACAACACUGCUAUUCAUUCUGACACUAAUCAAAGAACAUCCAAAUUGGGACAAAAUUUCUAUGCUUCAGACAAGACGAAAAACACUGACGAAGAUCAACAAGAGGAAGAGGAGGAUGAAUCAGCGUUUUCAUUCUCAGCAAAGAAGACCUUUGACACCACCAAAGAUUUGAAUAAUUUAGCUAGCAUGAUUGCAGGGCCAAGAGAAAGUAAGGAAACAUUUAAGGUGAACUUGUUCGCCAAAUUUGAUGUAUUUGAUGAGACUGGUGGAGGUGACGAAGAAGAUAUCGAUGAUAUGGAUAAGAAAUUUGAACAAUUAACAUUUGACUGCCGAACAUCAAAGAAAUCGACCAUUGAUUUUGACAUUGGCUCGAUUCAACAAACAACCUCACUAGAACAAGAUGAUUUAUUAGACUUAAUGGACUCAUAA
Naegleria fowleri is the source of this 1140-nucleotide messenger RNA. RefSeq lists its product as uncharacterized. Bases 1 to 1140 code for a protein of 379 amino acids. Gene Ontology annotation, cellular component: plasma membrane; cytoplasm. The transcript has 4 exons. Gene Ontology annotation, biological process: transport. Lineage: Eukaryota; Heterolobosea; Eutetramitea; Acrasida; Naegleriidae. The record is from RefSeq and is a predicted model, not a curated record.